Racocetra persica is the source of this 380-nucleotide messenger RNA. NCBI's taxonomy places the organism in Eukaryota, Fungi, Glomeromycota, Glomeromycetes, Diversisporales, Gigasporaceae. The record is from the annotation of a GenBank genome assembly.
UGGAACUUCAAUGAACAGCCCGUAUUAAAUACUGAAGAGAUCACAGAUAUUGAAGAUAUUGAAAAACCACAAUUAAUCAAGUUGGGUAAAACAAAUACAGAAAUUGUAACUAAAGUCAAAUAUCGUCUUGAAUUUGAGGAAUAUCUGAAAACUUCUGAGGGUAGAGUCGCCUGUAUCUACAAUGUGAAUGGCAUGGAUUCUAAUAAAGCUCUUGAAAUUUUUGACCUUAAGAAUAUUCAAUAUUCAUAUAAGGAAGAAACUACUCGUAAAAGUAUCUAUUGUCCGUUUUUAAAUACAAAGGUUUAUAAGGAAACAAGAACAUGUUGUAGCAUCAAAAUGUGUCAAUUUGCUGCGCCUGAAUUAGUAACAAUGACAUAUAC